This is a messenger RNA of Phytophthora nicotianae INRA-310, 1913 nucleotides long. Its product is annotated as T-complex protein 1, zeta subunit. Gene Ontology annotation, molecular function: ATP binding; ATP hydrolysis activity; ATP-dependent protein folding chaperone. Lineage: Eukaryota; Oomycota; Peronosporomycetes; Peronosporales; Peronosporaceae. The transcript has 3 exons. Gene Ontology annotation, cellular component: chaperonin-containing T-complex. Gene Ontology annotation, biological process: protein folding. The record is from RefSeq and is a predicted model, not a curated record. The coding region runs from base 84 to 1703 and encodes 539 amino acids.
CUCUGUAGCUGCAGCGCCAUUCGCAAUCCACCCCUCGCCGAGCUCCAGACACACAGCGAAGCUUUAGACACAUCCCAACAGACAUGAGCUACCGCGGUAUGAACCCCAACGCCGAGAUCGUGAGCAAGUCGCAGGCGCUCAUGGUCAAUGUGAGCGCGUCCAAGGGUCUUCAGGGUGUGCUCAAGUCCAACCUCGGACCGCGCGGCACACUCAAGAUGCUGGUGGGUGGCGCUGGACAGAUUAAACUCACCAAGGACGGCAACGUGCUACUUCACGAGAUGCAGAUCCAGCACCCGACGGCAGCACUAAUUGCUCGUGCCGCCACGGCCCAGGACGACGUGACGGGCGACGGUACCACUUCCACCGUGCUGUUCAUCGGCGAGCUGCUCAAGCAGGCGGAGCGCUUCCUGGCUGACGGUCUGCACCCGCGUAUUCUGUCGGAGGGUUUCGAGCUCGCCAAGGACGAGGUUCUGCGUGUGUUGGACGGCAUGAAGAUCACGCCUGAAGACAUUCUUAAAGACCGUGAGCUUCUCUGCAGCGUCGCACGCACUUCGCUGCGUACAAAGUUGGACCAGAAACUCGCUGAUCAACUCACAGAGAUCAUCACGGACGCCGUACUGACCAUCGCUGUGCCUGAGCGCCCCAUCGAUCUGCACAUGAUCGAGAUCAUGCACAUGAUGCACCAGAGCAGCAGUGACACUCGUCUUGUCAAGGGUCUGGUACUGGACCACGGCUCUCGCCACCCGGACAUGCCUACAUCGCUUGAGAACUGCUACAUCAUGACGUGCAACGUGUCGCUGGAGUACGAGAAGAGUGAAGUGAACUCUGGUUUCUUCUACAACAGCGCCGACCAACGCGAGAAGAUGGUGGAGGCUGAACGCAAAUUCACGGACGACAAGGUGCGUCAGAUCAUCGAGUUGAAGCGCGAGGUGUGCACGGAGGAGAACAAGAAGAGUUUCGUGAUCAUUAACCAGAAGGGCAUUGACCCUCUGUCGCUGGACAUGCUGGCCAAGGAGGGUAUUCUCGCUCUGCGUCGUGCUAAGCGCCGUAACAUGGAGCGGAUAACGCUGGCUUGUGGCGGUAUGCCCAUCAACUCGACCGACGAUAUGGACGAGUCUAUGCUGGGUUACGCCGGUAAGGUGUACGAACAGACUCUCGGUGAGGAGCGCUACACGUUCGUGGAGGACGUUCAGCACCCCAAGUCGUGCACUAUCCUGAUCAAGGGCCCGAACGAGCACACGAUCGCGCAGAUCAAGGACGCUAUUCGCGACGGUGUCCGUGCUGUCAACAACGCUGUCGAGGACAAGGGUGUCGUUCCCGGUGCUGCUGCCUUCGAGUUGGCUGCUCAUGAGGCUCUCAACAAGUUCAAGGGUACAGUGAAGGGCCGUGCCAAGCUCGGAGUGCAAGCGUUCGCGGACGCUCUGUUGGUGAUCCCUAAGGUGCUGGCGGAGAACUCUGGACUUGACGUGCAGGACACUCUGAUCGCUGUGCAGGAGGAGCACCAGAACUCGGGUAUGCCCGUGGGUAUCGACCUCUUCUCGGGCGAACCUAUGCUACCGGAGCAGGAGGGAAUUUGGGACAACUACCGGGUCAAGCGUCAGUUUAUCCACCUCGCUACGACACUGGCGUCGCAGCUGCUGCUGGUUGAUGAGGUUAUGCGUGCUGGCAAGCAGAUGGGCGGUGGCGGCAUGCCCGAGCAGUAAAUAGGUGGGCGGACGCGUAAGUAGUUUAUUUCCCCCACUAGUCCAUCCACUCUUUACUCGCCGAGUCAUAAUAAACCGAGAAACCCCACAGUCACGAAGCCGCUUUUUUUUGCUGUUGUUGCUAUAUUUUCCUGAUAUUUUUCAGCGCACAAACAAUAGAUAAAACACCAGGAUAUCGGUGAUUGACAGAGCUGCGAUGACCAUGUAGAG